Messenger RNA from Dermacentor silvarum, 686 nucleotides. Its product is annotated as chromatin complexes subunit BAP18. The transcript has 5 exons. Lineage: Eukaryota; Metazoa; Arthropoda; Arachnida; Ixodida; Ixodidae. The record is from RefSeq and is a predicted model, not a curated record. Gene Ontology annotation, cellular component: MLL1 complex; NURF complex. The coding region runs from base 138 to 599 and encodes 153 amino acids.
GUAGACGAAUCCAAUUGAAAGAUGGCGGUGGUUACAAUGGCGUUUGAAGUUGAGCUGUAGUGUAACUGUAGUUGGUCUUUAUAGCACUCGUAAACAACUCGCAAGGCGUUUGACACGCACUACGUUUGGCGCUAAAAAUGAGUCAUGGGAGUGCAAGCAAGGUGGGGGAAAUUUUCACAGCCGCGGGAGCUGCAUUCACCAAGCUCGGUGAACUGGCUGUCCAGCUGUACUCUGCUUCUGAGCCAUCGCCAGCCGGGGGCAAGUGGACUGACGACGAGGUCGAGAUGCUGCGCAGUGCAGUGAAGCGCUUUGGAGACGACCUGAAUAAACUUAGCGAUCACAUAAAGAAUCGCACCAUCAGUCAGAUCAAGAACAGCAUGAAGCGUAAGGCAUAUGAGGAGGCAGGCAUCCCUAUCAAAAAGGCACCACCCAAAGCAGAAGCAGCACCGCCACCUCCACAACCAACAUUAGCCGCUGGCCUGCAAGCUGCUACAAAGUCCGCUGACAUAACGCUGAACAUGCUCAACGCAACCGAGACGGAAGUAGAUGUUGAAGGUUUGGGAGGAACUGGCAAACUUGACUACGACAGCUCCUCCUAAAGUCAUCAAUCACCUGAGCAUCAUCCACAAAUUCAUGUACAAAUCAUGCCUCAAUGCAAAUGAAUCACAUCAAUAAUCAAACUUGCA